AUGGAUGAUAUCCAGUCAGCUACCCCACAUGUUGACUCUACUCCUGCGAAGAUUCAGAAGCUCCAGCAAGCAUUUUCUGAGCUUGAGAUCCACAGGGGCAUAACUCUCAACCUAAAAUGGAAAGAGCUUGAGGAACAUUUCCAUUGGUUCGAGAGGUCUUUGAAGGAGAGAUUUGGUGAAUUGGAAGAUCAGAAAAGGGCGUUUGAGAGGAAGGCUUCAGAGGCCCGGGAUAUGCUGGAGAAGAAGGAAGCCAUGGUUUUGGCGAAGGAAAAAGCAUCACUGGAGCGAUUGCAGGAAAGGAGAGAUGCCGCCUUUUCUGCUUUGGGAGCCGCAGUUGAGAACUGUAAGGAUCCUUCCUCACUGCCCACAGCUGAUGGUUCAAGUGAGAUGAAUCUCGCUGCUUUAUUCGAUGAGGAGACCCAUUCAGAGGUGGGCAAAGUCAACCCAGUUAGUUCCCCACUGAUGAAAUUAUGUCAAGAGAUGAAUGCUGAAGGACUCCUUGGAUACAUCUCAGAGAAUCGUAAGAAUCUUGCGACUAUCCGGGAAGAAAUCCCUGCUGCGCUGAGGAGCUCUUCCAGCCCUUUUACGUUGGUUCUGGGCUCGUUGAAAGGUUUCUACAGGCUGGACAUGAGGGCACCGGAGGGUAAGAAGGAUGCGAACCUGCUAGGUAUUCGAAGAACGUGCCUCAUGUUGAUGGAAUCUCUCAGCCAGCUUCUGGGAGAAUCGAACCCCACUCCAGAAAACCUGACAAUCACUUCGGAUAUCAAAGAACAAGCAAGAACAAUCGCUGGGGAGUGGAGGCCUAGACUGAAUGAACUUGACGUAGAUGCCAGAAGUGGAAAUUCCUUGGAAGUUCACGCUUUUCUGCAACUUUUGGCCACUUUUCGUAUUGCUCGUGAGUUUGACCAGGAUGAUAUAUGCAACCUCAUCACAUCUGUCUCUCGCCGUCGUCAGAUAGCUGAGCUGUGUCAUUCGCUCGGGCUUACCCACAGAAUGCCAGGUUCACCUUUCCUUAACUUUAUGCGUCGCUGUCUCCGUGUGUUCUUCACGUUCUUAAAUUUAUUGAUGAUUUUGGAAGCAGAAAUUAGAAAAUCAGCGCAUAUUUUAUCUGGGUUUGCUAAGUUUUCUCGCCUAAUAAAGGAAUAAUGGAGAUGGACAAGGGAUCCUGUCCACUACUUGAUCGGGGAAGCACGAGAGUGAGUCGCCAUGCCCAGCAUUCCACGCUGUUCUUUCCAGGGUCGUCUAAACUUUUGCUUGACUUUUCUAUACACACACAGAAAGUCAACCUUUGAAAUCGUUGACCUUGGCCCAUCAAAAUUUGCCUUCCAAAAAAAAAAAAAAAGGUCUUUCUGUGGAGACUCGCUUGUCAUAACGUGUUUCAUAAUCCUCAUUUGGACCAUCCAUGCUCGUGAGUCUGACAUCUACCUGCUCAUGCAGAGUACCUAGCUUUUUCUUCUUCUAGUUAUUAUUCAUAUUAGUGAUCAGUGGGAUGCUAUAAUCACGCUCAUCUGGCUGAUUUGGGUUGUCCAGGUGUGAUUGGAACGCUGUUGAGCGGCGGAAGGCACAUCGAGGCCAUAAAUCUGGCCUUUGCCUUCGACCUCACGGAGCAAUUUCCUCCUGUUCCGCUGCUCAAAGCCUUCUUGAAAGAGGCGAGGGCGUCACCGGCCAAAUCUGGAAACCCAUCUUCUGGGCCCCACGUAUGACCUCCUCCCCUUUCUCUGUUGUCAGUCUGUUCCUCGCUUCAUGAACGAUUCUGGCUUCCCCUUCAGAAUGAGCCUGACGAGAGGGAGCUCUCUGCCCUCAAGGCUGCCAUCAAGUGCAUCGAAGAGCACAAGCUCCAGGGUCAGCUCCCCGUUGACCCCCUCCAGAGGCGGCUCCUACAGUUUGGGAAAGACAAGGCCGACGUGAAGAGGGCGGCUGAAGCGGCCAGACCACUGCCGAAGAGGCCCCGGGCUAAUGCCACCCAUCAUCCUCCCCAUGCGGUCAACGCUCUUGAGAAGAGCUUCUUCUACAGAGGAGCUGAGAGGUACCCAUACGCCCAUGAAAGGCAGCAUUUUCAGCUGCAGGAAGCCCAUGGCUCGCCUCUGCUGGGAGCUGCUGCCUAUGGCCUCUCUCCCAGCCGCAGCAGCUACCACAGCGGCUACUAUGGCAAUGGUUGCCAUCCCUUCAAUGCCCAGUACAUACACUGA
Spirodela intermedia is the source of this 2189-nucleotide messenger RNA. Lineage: Eukaryota; Viridiplantae; Streptophyta; Magnoliopsida; Alismatales; Araceae. The record is from the annotation of a GenBank genome assembly.